Messenger RNA from Fulvia fulva, 1185 nucleotides. RefSeq lists its product as uncharacterized. Bases 1 to 1185 code for a protein of 394 amino acids. The transcript has a single exon. The record is from RefSeq and is a predicted model, not a curated record. Lineage: Eukaryota; Fungi; Ascomycota; Dothideomycetes; Mycosphaerellales; Mycosphaerellaceae.
AUGUCACCAAAGAAGAAGGCUGCUGCUAAGGGCAGUGCCAGUGCCAGCACAAAGCCGGAGCCAGAAGCCAGCGCAGUAAACUCCACGAACGACGCGCUAGCUUCAGAGGACGCGCCAGGGACUGAAACCGCAGAGCCACCCAAGCACGAUGCGCAGCCUGCUAAAGGAGAUCCCAACGCCAAUGCCGCCAACGAGGAGAAGACAGGCGAGACCACUGAGGAUGCUAAGCUCAGCUCAGACGAUGUCACCGAGAACGGCAUCAAAGCCAAGGACCUCGUGACCAAGAAGAUCGAAAGGGAAAGCACCAAAUCGACUAAGAAGCGCAAGAACGCUGCUGAGCCAAAGAAGCCCGCCAAGGUACCACGCGAAGGCUCGCGAUCCUCUGCGCGCGGCCGUGCCAGCAAGAGCGACUUGUCCAACGAGCAACUGCUUCGUUACCUCUUGUCCACCGAUGCCGAAGAGCUGUUGCGUCCGGACAACGAGAAGGACUACGUCAAGCAGCAUCCCAACAACCGUACCUAUUCUUCAUCCGCGCUCAACCCAUUCGAGGAGCUCAUGUGCGCCAUGAUCCUCUCUCGCCCAGUCAGCCACGGCCUCGGCCACCGGGCGAUUCGUACAGUGCUCAACGACCCGUACGACUUCACAAGUGCGCAAGCCGUCAAAGACGCUGGCGAAGAGAAGGUCGCGCAAGCCCUCUACGAUGCCAAGACUCAGCAUAAAGACAAGACGGCGGCUCAAAUAAGUCAGUUCGCAGAGACCGUAGUUGAGAAAUACACGUCAGAUGGCAAGGAGGGCACAACGCUCAGCAAGGCGCUGAGUGAUAACGAAGACGACGCGUCUUUGGCCUUGAAGUCAUUGAAGAACGAGAUCAAGGGUUUCGGCGACACUGGUAUAGACAUCUUCCUUCGAAGAGUGCAGUGGUUGGAGCCCUGGACUUCCUCCUAUCCUUUCGUGGACGGAAAGUCGCAGGACGCGCUUCGCGCUCUCGGACUCCCACAGGACCACGAGGACCUGAAGCAGGUGCUAGAAGAGCACUGGAGCAAGCUAGGCACGACACAUUUGGCAGGCAAGGACAAUGACCAGAAGAAGCGCCGAGCAUUCGUUGUCCUUCUCGAAAGAGUGACCACCGCCAAACUGGAUAACAAGGAGAAUGAAGUCCGAGAAGCUGCUGCGAACAGCGCCUGA